This is a messenger RNA of Aspergillus clavatus NRRL 1, 1929 nucleotides long. It is a transcript of the gene mfs56, whose product is annotated as putative MFS multidrug transporter. Gene Ontology annotation, cellular component: fungal-type vacuole membrane. The coding region runs from base 1 to 1929 and encodes 642 amino acids. NCBI's taxonomy places the organism in Eukaryota, Fungi, Ascomycota, Eurotiomycetes, Eurotiales, Aspergillaceae. The transcript is spliced from 7 exons. The record is from RefSeq and is a predicted model, not a curated record. Gene Ontology annotation, molecular function: basic amino acid transmembrane transporter activity. Gene Ontology annotation, biological process: basic amino acid transport; transmembrane transport.
AUGUAUAUAGCCGCCAAGUACAUAUACAACAAGACGCGGACGGACACAUCGUCCAAGUCCCGCGCCCACGAGCCAAAGAGCUGCCAGCACCGUCAGUCUAUAACUGAGACGGAUGCUUCACCAUACACCGUGGGACUUGCCCCAGCAGAAGAGCAGAAUAUACUCCCCAUCCUGCCUACUGAAAAAUGCUCUCAAUGCAAAAAACACCAGCACCGCACCCGCGUCUACCGCUGGAAACUCAUCUGCGGCCUAGCCCUGCCAUACAUCCUCAGCACACUUGACCUCACCAUCGUCGCGACAGCGGUCCCCACCAUCGCGUCGCAUUUCAACAAAUUCGACCAGCUCAACUGGAUCAUCACCAGUUUCACCUUGACCUCCACCGCCUUCAUCCCCCUGUUUGGGCAGCUCGCGGACGUCUUUGGACGCCAUGCCGUGCUGCAGCUGGCCAUGCUUCUUAUGCUGGUGGGGAGCACGCUUGCCGCGGCGGCGCAGAGUUGGGGCAUGUUGUUGCUGGGGCGCGCGCUGCAGGGGACUAGCUCCGCAGGGAUCAUGAAUAUCAUCAUGAUUGUGCUUGCGGAUCGGGUGUCGCUGAAGGAGAAUGCGAGGAAUAACUCGAUUUUUGUGUUUGUGGGGGGUUUGGGGUAUGGCAUUGGGCCGGUGGUUGGGGGUACUGAUGGGAACCAGAGUAACUGGAGAUACUGUUUUCUCGUGCCGAUACCGAUCGCGUUCAUAUCGCAUAUUCUGAUCUUCGUGCUUCUGCGCGGUGAGCUUGUCGAGGGAACCGUGUUCAAGAAAGACGCUCGAUCUUCCACCAUUGUUCCCGCUCUGGCCACGCUGGAUAUCUUCGGCACACUUCUUUUCAUCUUUGGGGUUGGCCUCGUCAUCUUGGGCACAGCAUGGGGUGGACCUACGUACCCGUGGUCCUCCCCACAGGUCCUUGCUCCGUUGAUUGUGGGUGGGAUAUGUUUUGUGCUGUUCUUCGUGUACGAGUACCUUCUCGAGCCCGGUCGGUUGUUCGCUCGAAUCUUCCCCAAACAGGUGCCCAUGCUGCCGUACAGCAUGUUCGCUCGUCGGGAUACGAUCUGGCUGGCAAUAUCGGAGUUUUCUAGCGGAGCAGCAAUGUUCUCCGUCUUUUACUUCAUUGGGAUCUACUUCACCCUCGUCGAGGCCUAUCCUGCCUCGCAAGCGGGUGUCAACCUGCUCUACUACAUUCCCGGCCUAGGAGUUGGGGUCUACAUGGCCGUCUUUUUCUGCAAUGUCUAUCCAGCUCAAACCUUCUUCACCAUCAACUUCGGCGCGUUGACUGAAACAAUUGGAUUCGCGCUUCUCAUCUGGGCAAUCAGUACGCAGAACACUCGCCUCAUUAAUGGGAUGAUGGUCGUCGCCGGUGCGGGCACCGGCCUCCGCUUGAUGCCCAUCAACCUUCACACGGCGGGCGUGUGGCCAGAGAAAAUCGCCCCGGUGAUGUCACUCAUGCGUUUUGCGCUACCCUUUGGCGGUACUGUGGGACUGACGAUCAUGGGCAGCGUAUUCAACAACCGCUUUUCAGGCUCAGGCACGGGCUCAACCUCGGGCACAAGGGUAGAUGCGCAUGACCGUGCCUCAUUGGACCUCAUUGCUUUGCUUCCUGACUCGGAGCAGGUCGCCAUCCGCGCGGCAGGCAAGGAGGGCGUCAUGUGGGCGUUCAUUGCCAUCAUGCCGAUUGUCGGACUGAGCCUUGCAGCGGGACUGAUCAUGGGCAAUGUCUGGAUCAAGCCGAAGCCACGGCAGGGGCAGGGUGAGAGCGUGGAUGGCGGUGGACACAGCGAGGUUCUAUAUGUCCCGUACCUAUGGGCUCUGAUGAAGGGCAACAUCAAAUCCCACAAGCAUGUCAACAAACCGUCCUUCAUAGAUGAAACCGAGCUUCGCCCGGUCACCACCACCACCUAG